GCUUUCUUUACUGGGAGAACCCCAGUCUCCAUCAGCUUGGGAUCAAUAUUUGGAGCAAUUGAUCCUGAUUGAUUGGCAGUUUGGACAAUAGGGAUGAUAAAUGAUUGACGUCUGGUUGUGGCUGGAAUAAAAAGGCGGGGCUUAGAGUCGGUUACAAGGCUGGCUUUCUUUGCUGGGAGAAGCUCAAUCUCCAGCAGCUUGAGAUCAGUAUUUGGAGCAAUUGAUCCUGAUUGAUUGGCAGUUUGGGCAGCAGGGAUGAUGGGUGAUUGACAGCUGCCUGUGGCUGGAAUAAAAAGAAAUAUAUUUCUGGGUUAAGAGUCGGUUACAAGGCUGAAUGUCUUUGCUGGGAGAACCCCAGUCUCCAGCAGCUUAGGAUCAGUAUUUGGAGCCAUUGAUCCUGAUUGACUGGCAGUUUGGGCAACAGGGAUGAUGGAUGAUUGACAUUUGGUUGUGCCUGGGAUCAAAACAAAUAUAUUUCUAGGCAAUCAAGAAAUAUAUUUCUGCAAAAUACAUAAGGUUAAGGGUCCAUAUUUGUUGUGUUUUGGGAAUUGAUUGGAAUUGGAAAUUGAUUGGUUGGAAUCGGCUUGAUCAAAGCUGGCGGGGAGGUUUGUGGAUCCUGGGUAGAAACUAGAUCCGAUCUUGGGAGAUUUUUAUUUAUUAUGGCCUUUCCACCAUGGCAAGAAGUGGGAUCCAAUCUUAGAUGCAUUGCUGAGUUUUAAGGCCUUGGAAAGGUCUUUGGGGUCAACCUAUAGGGUGGCAUUUAUUUAUUUUGGGGAGCAAAGGGAUGUCCUCUCCUUCGAAGCCAGGGUCCCCCGGAGGGGCCGGGUUGCUGCAAGGGAGCCGGACCCGAUCCUACGGCAGCCUGGUCAAGACGGUGAGCUCGCCCGUCCGGGAACGGCGCCUGGAGCAUCGCCUCGAACCCGGGGAUACCCUCCAAGGCCUGGCGGUCAAGUACGGGGUCACGACAGAGCAGAUCAAGAGGGCCAACCGUCUCUACACCAACGACUCAAUUUUCCUGAAAAAGACUGUCUUCAUCCCGGUGCCGAUGGAGCCGAAGUCCUUGUCGAACGGGUUGAAUCUUGAUGAGGACGAAGAGGAGGAAAAGGGAGAGGAGGCCGCCGCAAAAGUGGGAGACGGGCCGGGAUCCAGGGCCCCCGAAACCCCAAAGAAGCAGAAGCACCCCCGGAAGAAUGGGUCCUCAAGCGGCGUCCCCAAACACGACCUCUCGGCCUCGGACUUCCUCUUCAAACUGGACUCUGAGAUCCGCCGCUCGAAGCAGGCCGCCACCAAGAAGCUGCGGGAUGGGGAGAGCCUGGCUUCCAGGGAUGAUCCGGAAUGGCCCGGCCAGACGCUCUCCUCUUCCUCCUCCUCUUCCUCCUACCAGAACGAGCUGUCUCCACGCAGCCAGCAGCGGGCUCUCUUGGGUCCUGUCCCGCUCACCAAAAUUGCCCGCGCCAACUCCAUCCGCGACCAAGAGGACGAGAUCUUCAAGCUUUGAGGGGACUCUCUGCCGCUCAGUCAUCCGACCCCCGUUAUUCCCUUUUUCCUUCUGGGAUUUUUUUUUUUUGCUCCUUGUCGGAGGUCCUUUGUUCUUGCCCUCCCGCCUCCAAGGUGGGGGUGAUCUCUUCGCAAAGAAUCCGGGAAUUUGUCUGGCGGAAAUGUGAUGAUGCAGGAUGUAAAUGAGGGAAGCGGGGGAAUAACAUGGGGUCGGAAAUAUGGAUUGGAGUCCUUCCUCCCGCCUCGAUUGGGAAACCCCUUCCUUGUGUGUUUUGAGAGACUUUCCUGUACCCCUUGGUUUCCGUCCUGAUUUCUCCCCCAUCCCCAAGUCUUUGUAUUUAUUGCCUCAAGUGCUUUCUUGCCCUUUCCUGCCCUUCCGCGCAGUGCAAUGAUAGUGCCGUGAUUCCGCUAGAACCGCCGAACUGCGGCAUCCUGCAAAGCCCUUAGGUUUGUGGUUUGCUCUCUCCAAGUUCCUUCGCUUACACUAUGAAGCAUAGUAGUGGAAUCGACGCACUAGUUGCACUGCGCCUGUCCCACAAAAGCUGAAAAGAAACUUUGCGCAACCCCUGAAUAUAUCUUUCUUGAGUCUGGUUGCCUACUGGGUCUUACAGCAAACCAGGGUCCUGCUGACAAAAUGGAGGUAUUCUGUUUUGAAGUUCACUUUUUUUCAGCUGGUUAUCGGAUUCCUCUCAUUUUUGGAUCUGAGGAGGAAUGUCUCCGUCCGGCCUUCCUUUUCUUGUCUUUUCCUUCCGGAUCCUCUGGCAAUGCUUCUGUCGCCUAACCUGUGAUUAAAACAAGGCGUCCCAUCAA
Messenger RNA from Anolis carolinensis (green anole), 2307 nucleotides. RefSeq names its product LysM domain containing 1 (gene lysmd1). Bases 785 to 1498 code for a protein of 237 amino acids. NCBI's taxonomy places the organism in Eukaryota, Metazoa, Chordata, Lepidosauria, Squamata, Anolidae. The record is from RefSeq and is a predicted model, not a curated record. The transcript has 3 exons.